UGGAACCAAACUGCAAAGGAAUGGUGUGGUCAGCACCAGGCAGAGCAGAGCACAGAGGUGCUGCACAGGGUAUCUGGGAUGCAAAAUAAUGGCAAAAAGGCUUUUGUCUCCGGUUUAGCAACAGCUUUUGGCCCAUGGAAGGUGUGUGUCAGUUUGUCUGUACUCCCCAUGGCUUCUGAUGAUGAUUUGAUGGAUUUCCUGGAGAAUUUUGCUGGGAUUUUUGUUGUUGUUGAUCUCUAAUGCUUUGCAAUAAAGAAAAUUCAGUAACAUUUGUCUGUGCCUUUACCCCAGCACUCAAAAAUUGUUGACAAAGAGAUGACCAGGUUUUAACUGGCAGAGAGGAAAAUGUGACAUAUUACCCAGCCCAAAUCUUGUCCCUGAAGAGGUUCCUUGAUAGACAUUUGUGAGAGGGAAGCUUCUCUGUAAGGGAUCCUGGAUGAGGGAAAGCAAACUGGAGAUUUCAGCCCCCAGAGUUUCACUUCCACACAAAGCAGCCAAGUGCAAAGCCAUACUGACUCCAGAAGGACAACUGGAGUCUCACAUUCCAAAAAAAACAGGAAGAAAGGAGACCAAAAUUCAAAAAGCCUCAGUGAAGUCUCCAAAUGCGUGGGCUGAGUUUGAGUGGCUCUUCCACUGGUGGGGACAGACAGUGGGAAGAGUGGAGAAAACAUCUGGGGACCAGCUGGGAAUUUGAAUAUCACAUUUGCAUGUGUCCAAGACCAUGAGUGCUGGAACAGAGGGAUUUAAAUGCAGCUUUCCUUGGAACAAGAGAUGACCAGGGGACUGCCAGGUCUCACCAAUGCUCCUCCUCAGGAGCUGCUGCAAUUCCUGUGUGUUCCUGAAGCAGAUCUUCAGCAGGACUUGAGCUCAGCACAACACUGCAAAUCCUUGCUGUCCUCUGGGCUGAUCCCAAAGUCAGGACAGAUUCUCAAGAGCUGAUCUGAAUUUCUGUGUGACCACAAGAGCACAGGCAGUGGACACUCCAAAGAUGGAUGUUGGACUGUGAUUGCCUGUGGGUGUUACAGGGUCUGGAGUUGAGUAAACCAAGCCAGGCAAACAGGAAUCACACCUUAUCCUGAGCCUGCACACGUUUCUAGAUCUGACCCAGACCAAGAAUGCAGACACAUUCAUGAGAUUCUUUUCUUUUAUCAAUUUUUGCUGCAUUUUUACAGAUUUUUUUCACAGAAGGAAGGAGCAGCCCUUAUUAGAUUUUUAAAAUGUGAUAUGUAGUCAAAAUUAUAUGUCCUGCUUGGAGCACAAAGAAGCCCUUGGCUGCUGGAAAAUUUGGACUCAAAACUGCCCCAGAAAAAGUGGAAUAUGCCAAAGGGCCUGGCAGAGACCUGCAAAGGCAGCAGACAGCUGGGAGGGCACAGCUGGGAGGGCACAGCUGGGAGGGCACAGCUGGGAGGGCACAGCUGGGAGGGCACAGCUGGGAGGGCACCACUCAGUUCAAGACACACUAGAAAUUCUACUCCUUCCAUGAGGUUUGAAUGAGUAACCAAACACAAUUAAAUUCACAUAGCACUGGCAUAAAUCCUCACAUCAAAGGGGAGAGUGAGUCUCUUUUGCCCUGUAUUUAAUAGAAUAAAUAUGGUUAUUGCCUGUGCAGUAACUUCAGGAGGCUCCUGUGCAGAACUCCAGCCCUGCAGCAGUGGGUGUUGUCUGAAUGAUUAAACAGACCUGUUACAUAUUUUAGAGGACUCCUAUCUUCACCCAGGAUUGACUGUGCAGCUCCUGCUCCUGUUUCACAAGAUUACAGGGGCUGCCACCCCUGUCUGCAGCUCUGACAGCAUCAGACAAACAUUAAAACCCCUGAAACUCAGAGCACUGGGAGAUGAGUGAGCACAGUGAUCCCUGCUCUAAAGAUGAGGAAAUAAAGUGAAGAGAAGCAGCAAAACUACCACCACCAACAGCCCUUUUGAGCCAGGGCUGUGAAACACUGCUCCCAGCCACUUCUCCUCUAAUGACUGCAGCAGGACACAGACAUCUGGGAGCCCAGCUUCCCCCAAUGGCAGCCCCAUGGGCACUGAGAUUUCCUGAAAAGUUUAAUCACCAGUUUAAUGUUUUUUGAAAGUUUUAAGUGCCACAAAAGGAAGGAUCAAAUUGGAAUCCACAGGCCCGGAAAACUGAUGGAUUACCCAGAUGGAUUACCCUUCCUCCAUCCCACAGCUCCUUCCUUUCCCUGGGAUGGGUCAACACCAACUCGAGUGGCCCUUUGGGGACAGAGGAGUGGCAGGAGUGUGGCAGCUCCAGUGUAAGUGGGUGGACAGACACCUGGACACACCUACCAUGUGCUGGAGGUGCUGAGCAGAGGCACCCACGUCCCCAUGGCAUCCCAGCACUCCCCAGCCCUUUGGGCCACAUGCAGGCAGCAGGAAAGGGAUUCAAGGACAGCAGCAGGUUGUCCUUGCUCUGCCUGGGAGGAGGGCACUGCCACAUCAGUGAUCUCCUCACUCCCAGUGGGAGCAAAUUAAGCGCUUUGCCAAUGGCUUCACUCUCAGUGCUCACCUGGGGGCUGUUCCUGCUCCCUGGAGUCACACUCCAGGCAGGGAGAAGUUGGGUUUCCCUCAGAAGACAGCCUGAGAAGCAGCUCCCAUCCCACGCUUCUCCAAAGAUUUCCAGAGGCCAAACACAAAAUGCAAAGUCAGAGCAAAACAUGUACAUUUGAGAGCGUUCAAGCUGGGGUUUCUCAGCCAACCCUUGUUAGAGCUGCUAAUAUAAGAUCUAUUUUUACUGCAAAAUCCAGCUUCCACAUGGAUUUGCUCUUAAGCUAAGCCCUCACCCCUCUCGAAAGCCUGUCCCUGAGCAGGGCCCUGCUUUGCCCACCAGCUGCCCCACUGUGGGGAGGCACAGUCAGAGCUCACCAAGCUGUCCAGGUGCUACCACGGCCACCCUGGGCAGCUGGAGCCAAACUGGGCUCCCACUGCAGGAGGACAAGACCUCAGACACAAGAUGCACCUCCAGGCACCCAGACUGCAGAGUGCAGAAGGUUGGGAGCACAGAAGCAGUGAUAUGAGCAUCCAGGGAAAGAGGCAGAGGAGGGAAGAGCACUCAGAGCAGCGCUGCAGGAUGGAUGUGCCAGGGCCAGCUGCUGUGCCAGGUGCUGGUUUCUCCCUGGAGCUGGGAUGCAUCACCUGCCCACUGUGGGUGCCCAGUGCGAGCCAGUGAAGCGGGCAAUGGGCCUGGCAGGCAUCUCACACUCCUGUGUCCUGCAGGAGACACCUGCCACAGGUGAGUGCUCCUCACUCCCCCUGGCACUAACACUGCAGGCCACAGAGACAAAGCAGGAAUCUGGGAGAAAAAGCAAUCUCAGUGUGUGCACCACGUUCAGCUGCUCACAAAACCAUCCAGAGCUCAGCUUCAGCAUUUCCCAGCCCAUCCAAACGCUGCUCUGUUUCAAGGUGCUGGGUUGAUCUCGCUCGGUGUUUGAGUAUCAGCGGAAAGGGAAACACCCAACCCCCAAACAACUCAGGUAAUAUUUUGUUACUGCCAACCUGAAAUGUCUCAGAUGCUGUGGUGUGUGAUCCCACUGCACAGAUUCAUCUCUUAGCACGCCAUCCAACCCAAAUAAACUUCGGCUUCGCUUUGGAACUGAUCUCCAGAUCCAGGGGCUCUGCUGUUUCCUGGGCAGCCCACCCUCCCGCAGGAAUUUGACCCUCCCGCAGGAUUUUAACCCUCCCUGGCCCUCUCUCCUUCCCCGGCCGUGCUGGCUGUGCUCGGGCAGCGUCAGGAAUUUCGGAAUUUCGGAAUUUGGGAAUUCUCCCUCUCCCGUGCGGUGACGGGGGGAUGCUUUGCCUUUCAGCGCUCCUGCGAUGGAACCACCCGAGCCUGUCUCAUCCCCAGCGCAGGGCAGGGGCUGCGGCUGGGCAGGGCACGGUUAUCAAACCCUGCUUCUUUAAACAAGCUCUCCGCCGGCUGCAGUCAAAGCCACGCUAUGCCUAACGUCACCGGGGAGCAAAAAUAGCCGGCACGAGUGGAGGGAGGGGAAUGUGAGUACUGAGAGCGCCCAGAUUUCAAACAUACUUGGCUUGGCAGCACGCUCCCUCCCUGCCCCUGCGCUCCAGAUGCGACCGAGCACCGGGACCUCACUCUCUGCCCGUGAAGAAGGAUUCUCUCCUUUCUAUUUUUCCCCCUCUUUUUCUGGUUUUCUUUCUUUAAGUUUCAGCUUUGAUCUACUACUAGCUAGAUUUUUUUUUUUUUUUUUAAUUUUCUUUCUUGUAGGAAACUUCAUCUGCCGGAUUUAAGAGCAAGUGGAGCAUGCAGAUGGUCCCUGGAUGAGACACUCUAAGAAAUGGUUCAGCAUCUCCCAGCAGCCGCGUUUGUCGGAGCAGAAAGAGCCCCCUCAGAGCCCUGUGGCGUGAGCAAAGCUUCUGGCAUUUAAACCCAGGAGGAUGUCCCUGGCUGACGAGCUGGAGAGCCACUUCUCUGCCACCCCCUACACGGUGACAGACCUGGGUGAGGAUAAUGCAUUCAGGAUCAGGCCCAACGUCUCGGCCAAUGCCACCGGGGACGGCGCGUGGGCAGCCAGUGCCACGGAGGACAUGAUUGCCAUCUGCACCAUCGGGGCCAUCCUGUCGCUCAUGUGCGUGGUUGGGGUGACAGGCAACGUCUACACCCUGCUGGUGAUGUGCCACUACCUGCGAUCCUCUGCCUCCAUGUACAUCUACAUCAUCAACCUGGCCCUGGCCGACCUGCUCUACCUCCUCACCAUCCCCUUCAUCGUUGGCACCUACUUCAUUCAGAAGUGGUACUUUGGGGACGUUGGCUGCCGCAUCCUGUUCAGCCUGGACUUCCUCACCAUGCACGCCAGCAUCUUCACCCUCACAGUCAUGAGCACGGAGCGUUACUUCGCCGUGCUGAAGCCCCUGGACACGGUGAAGAGGUCCAAGAGCUACCGCAAGGCCAUCGCUGUGGCCAUCUGGCUGGUGUCCCUGCUGCUCACCCUGCCCAUGCUCAUCAUGAUCCAGCUGGUGCAAAGGGACAACAAAAGCAUCUGCCUGCCCACCUGGAGCAAGCUGUCCUACAAAGUCUAUCUCACCAUCCUCUUUGGCACCAGCAUCGUGGGCCCGGGGGUGGUCAUUGGCUACCUUUACAUCCGCCUGGCCAGGAUUUACUGGGUGUCACAGACUGCCUCCUUCAAGCAGACCAAGAGGCUGCCCAACCAGAAGGUACUCUAUUUAAUCUUCACCAUAGUGCUGGUCUUCUGGGCUUGCUUCUUGCCUUUCUGGAUAUGGCAGCUCCUCUUCCAGUAUUAUGAGUCCUUCCCUUUAUCUCCCAAGGUGAUGAAGAACAUUAAUUACCUGACAACCUGCCUGACCUACAGCAACAGCUGCAUCAACCCCUUCCUCUACACCCUGCUCACCAAAAAUUACCGGGAGUACCUGAAGAACAGGCAGCGGUCCCUCAGCAGCAGCAGCGGGUACUUCCAGAGGAGGAAUCGUUUCCAGAGGAUUUCAGGGAGAUCCCUGUCCACGAGCAGCCAGCACUGCACAGAGACUUACGUCCUUGCUCACGCCCCCCUGGGAAACAGCAGUGCCUGAAGGUAAAAUAUAUCUCCAAGAACAAUCAAUAUUGACUUCAGCGUUGCUUUGAUUUAAAGUGUCCAUUGUGCAGGAGCAGCCUUGGCAGGCCCAGAAUGUGCUCACACAUUUAGUCCAGAGGCUGUGCUGUGUGUCUCUUCCCAUUUCUCCAGUGCCACUGAUUUGAUGCUAGCAGCACUCAGCUGAACAUCUAUCUAAAUAGCCUUUCACUUUUUAUCUUUAUAUUUUAUAGCAUAUGUCUCCUCAAGUAGCCAUCAAUAAUGAAAGCCCAUGACAGGGCCGUGAUUUUUAAUAGUAUCAGCUGUCUCACAACCUUUAAAAUUAUGUUACCCCAUGAAUGGCUGUAGUUUGCUCUUUUUUUCUUUAAUAGUAGUGCUAAAUUUGUAGUUGUAUGAGGACUGAAGGCAACAAAAUAAAGAAAAAGCAGCUGAUGUUUGUGACAUGCCAUACAGUUUGCAUUUGGGAUAGGACAAUGUGGGUGAGGCAUAUCCAGGGUAGCUUGUCCUGAUUUGGGUCAUAUUCACAUUUAUUCUGCGCUCCUGUGUAUGCACUGGGCUGGAUUCUCCACUCACACUGACCACAAACACCCACGUGGAGCAGCAUCAUCUGUCCUGGGCAAGAAUAUCCACCCUCUGCCCUCCUCCAAGGAGGAAUUGGGAACCUCUGAUGUUGCUGUCCUCAGGACAUCCACUGGCAAGCUGCAACAUCCAGCCUGAAGCACCAGAUCUCCACCACCAGGUCCAGGAGGAAAGGACAGAGGGACAGGAGGGGUUUGAGGAGAUGUGAUUAUCCCCAGGCAAAACAAUGUUCUCUGAAGUGCUUAAUACUCCCAAUUAUAAAAGUGCUGGUUCUUGGUUAGGGAGAAAAUUUGUUCCCUUCAUCAAAAGUGAUUUUUUGCCUUUCUGCUACAAAAACAUAGUCCUGCCUACACCAAGAAUUCAUUGCCUGCCCUGACUUUCACCAAUGCUAGGGCAUCAUUUGUAUAAAUAUAUAAUCUGUGAUGUCUGGCACUUCCCCAGUGAGUCUGAAAGUCCCUUCCAUGGGCUGCUGCCAACAUCCCUACAGGAGUGAUCUGCGUGCAGCAGCCCUGCUUAUCCUUAGCACGGAUAUGAGGAUGCAAUGCCAACACAACCAAGGCACAGAAUUAGAACCAAAUGAAUGUUGAGCAGCAAACUCAGAACUGCAGUGUGAAAUCCCUCUGGCAGUGAGCUCUGUUUGCUCAGACUGAGCCUGAACUCGGGAUUUAACCAUCUAUUCCCCUUCAAGGGGUUUAAAUGGUCACUGCUCGUGGGGACAGGGCAAGCUCUGCAUGCAGCCUCCCUUGGGGAUACACUUGGACAAGUCGUUGUCUCUUCCACUCAUGGGCUUGAAGUUUGUUAUGAAUGGGGGAAGGUUCAUACCAGGAGAGAGGGCUCUGGUGCCUGCAGUUCUGCUGGUGAACUGCUGCAGGAACUGGUGGGGUCUUGCUGUGUUCCCAGCCCCUCCACACCCCCCAGCAGCAGUGGUCCUGGGGCAGGCUGCUUUCCCUGCACCCUGCGUGCAGCACAGCAAGUCCCACUCCAGGAUCAGCCCCUUCCUGAUUCCAGAAGAGCAGGAAUACCAUGUAUUUGGCCAUUUCCUCUGCUGGCAGUAGUUGUGAGCUUCCAGACCCUCUCAGCUUGGAGACAUUAGUGAAAGCUCAUCAGAGAGAGAAAAGCACCUUCAGCCCUCUGUGAGGGGAGCCCGUGGAUGAAGAGGUUUGUUAUGGAAUCAUGAAGAUUGGAAGAGACCUUCAAGAACAAGUCCUGCCAUCACCCCAGCACCCCCUCGUUCACCACGUGUUCCCCAGUGCCACACACACACAUUUGGAACACUUCCAAGGAUCCAAGGGUGGUGGUUCCACACCUCCUGGGGCAGCCUGUUCCAAUGCCUGACCACCCCUUCAUGGAGGAAUGUUUCCUAAUAUCCAAUCUAAUUUCCUGACCUCAUUUUCCACUUACGUAGUCAGGUGCUUUUCAUGAGUCAGAAUGUAAAGUUUAACCUCCUUUUUUUUUUUUUUUUUUUUUUUCCUUUCAAAUGGCAGUUUUAGCUUCUCCUUGCUCAGGAAGAACCUGACAAGCUCAGGAUGAGCAGUUCCCAUGGUUGUGAAGGAAAGCCACUGCAGCCUGAGCCUUUAGAAAGCACUGUCCAUCUUGCCUAAAAUCAGACAGCCAAAGUGACAGGGGGUUUGCAAAUCUCAGCUCAUCCAGGUGUCACACACCCAUGCAGACAGUGCAGAAGCUACUGAAAGAUAUUGGAGCAGAUCUGCCUUCAAUUAUUCAGUCUGACCCCCUCACCCUCAACAGCUCUGCUCUGAUUCUCUUCUCCAAACCCUCCCCAAGCAAUCCAUCUCACAGAAAAGCAUUGCAAAACUCCUUUCAUGGCUCUGUCAGUGCAGGGAGAACCCUGAAAGCAGCAGUGUUGAAGGCACAAGGCCGUGCCAGACGUCCAGGGAAAGGAGCUGGCAUUCCCUGUUUUCCUGGAAGGACACACAGCCUCAGCCCUGGGCUGCACAGUUUCCCUUCUCCUUGAAGCUUGUGCUGUCUCAGCAGGGGUUUGUGCUGUGUUUGUCAAAUCAGCACAACAAAGCCAAGAGAAAAGACAGCCCCGGGUCAGGGCCUGGCUGUGGGAGAUGCUUCUGUCAGUGCUGGGUCAUCUCUGAAUGAUGAAAUGUUUCAUUCAAGCCUUUCCCUUCCCACCCCAGGCUUUAGUUGGUUUUUGCUCCUUCAAACACUCACAUUCUUCAGCACUCAGCUCAUGCAGCAGUAAGGGAAGAUUAUUCCAAGCCUGCAGGUACAAGCAAGGCUCUGAGCAUUUCCCAAGCAGCUGAGUCCCAGCCCUGCAUCCCAAACUGGCUUCACAGGGCACCAGCCAUGCUCAGGUAACCCCAGGGACUGUUCUCUGCCUGAAAUCAAAGAGCAGCUCAGCCCCAGGAGCCUGCUGAAUAUUAACAGGGGAGCAGGAGCAGCAGUGAGAGCCAAGGAAGGAACUGCCUCCUCCAAGACACAGAUUAAUUGUGUGUUUAAUGAUAGCUACAAAAUUACUGUGCCCUAUUUAUUCCUCCUUGCACAAACCUAUCAUCAGUCAAAGACCCAAGAGCAGUCCUUUGCAUAAAUAAAAUCUGAAAUUGGUGUGAAAGAGAAGUGUGUAUA
Molecule: messenger RNA, 8710 nt
Organism: Prinia subflava (tawny-flanked prinia)
Lineage: Eukaryota; Metazoa; Chordata; Aves; Passeriformes; Cisticolidae
Product: urotensin-2 receptor-like
Exons: 2
Coding region: 4392-5540 (382 amino acids)
Biological process (GO): blood vessel diameter maintenance; neuropeptide signaling pathway; regulation of blood pressure
Cellular component (GO): plasma membrane
Molecular function (GO): urotensin II receptor activity
Source: RefSeq, a predicted model, not a curated record